Molecule: messenger RNA, 4998 nt
Organism: Toxotes jaculatrix (banded archerfish)
Lineage: Eukaryota; Metazoa; Chordata; Actinopteri; Toxotidae
Gene: plcb2
Product: phospholipase C, beta 2
Exons: 32
Coding region: 23-3790 (1255 amino acids)
Biological process (GO): lipid catabolic process; phosphatidylinositol-mediated signaling
Molecular function (GO): calcium ion binding; phosphatidylinositol-4,5-bisphosphate phospholipase C activity
Source: RefSeq, a predicted model, not a curated record
AAAGUCAGUCGAGAAGGACAAAAUGAAUAAGAAAAGAUACUUUCUGGAGCCUCCGGAGGUCAAAGACUACCUGGUCAAAGGAGAAAGAUUUACCAAGUGGUCAGAGGACUCCACAAAGACUGUUCCUGUCACCAUGAAGAUGGAUCCAAAAGGUUUUUAUGUCUACUGGAUCAAUCAAAGCAAGGAGACAACGUUCCUGGAUGUUGCUACCAUCAGAGACACCCGAACAGGGAAAUAUGCAAAACUUCCCAAACACCCCAAGGUUCGCAACGUGUUCAACCUGGACUUCCCAGACAGCAACCACCUCGCCAAAACCCUGACCAUCGUCUCAGGUCCUGACACAGUGAAUCUGACCUAUCAUAACUUCUUUGCCUCCAAAGAGAAAGUGACCCAGAACUGGGCAAAUGACAUCCUUGCAAUUACCUACAACGCUGCAAGAAUCAAUGCGUGCAGACAAGUCUUUCUGGAGAAAAUAUACGUCCGCAUUUCUCUUCAGACCAACAAGGAUGGCAAGAUCCCAGUGAAAAAUAUCUACAAGAUGUUCCCUGCAGACAAGAAGAGGGUGGAAAGUGCCUUGGCAGCAGCACACCUCCCCAAAGGAAAGUAUGACACCAUGAAGCCUGAUGUGUUCACUGAGGCUGCCUUCAGGGCCUUUCUGACAAACCUCUGCCCUCGGCCAGAGAUCUACGAGAUCUUCACCUCUUACUCCACAAAACCCACCAUGACAAAGGAGAAUUUCACCAAGUUUCUCAACGAGAAACAGAGGGACUCCCGGCUCAACGAGGAGCUAUUUCCACGUCUGCGGCAGGACCAGAUCAAGGCUCUGAUUGACAAAUACGAACCCCUUUCAGCUAAUUCUAACAGAGGUCUGAUUUCUCCAGAGGGUCUUCUGUUCUUCCUGAUGGGGCCGGAGACAUCAGUUGUCAUGCAGGACAGGCUGGCUCUGAGUCAGGACAUGACCCAGCCCAUACCCCACUACUUCAUCAAGUCCUCCCACAACACUUACCUGACAGCUGGUCAGUUCUCCGGCGUGUCCUCUCCGGAAAUGUAUAGACAGUGUCUGCUGACCGGCUGCCGGUGUCUGGAGCUGGACUGCUGGAAGGGCAAGCCUCCAGAUGAAGAGCCCAUCAUUACCCAUGGCUUCACAAUGACAACUGAGAUCCUCUUCAAGGAUGUGAUCGAGGCCAUAGCUGAGAGCGCCUUCAAGACCUCACAGUACCCAGUCAUCCUCUCAUUUGAGAACCACGUUGACUCGGUGAAACAGCAGGAGAAGAUGGCCAACUACUGCAAAACCAUAUUUGGUGAUGCCCUGCUAACAGAGCCGCUGGACAAAUACCCUCUGAAGCCAGGUCAGCAGAUCCCCAGCCCAGCUGAGCUCAUGGGCAAGAUCCUCAUCAAGAACAAGAAGGGCAGCCAUGACCAACCGGCUCAGGCAAAGAAAACCACCACAGCAGCCCCUGACCAGACCACAACCACAGCAGCCCCGGACCAGACCACAACCACAGCAACCCCGGACCAGACCACAACCACAGCAGCCCCGGACCAGGUCACAAACAGUACCUCCCAGGAUCCUGCAAACCCAGCACCCAGCACUCAGGAGAACCAAGAGGGGGAUGUAGCUGUGGAUGACAACGAGGAGCAAGAAGACACAGAGGAACAGGAUGAGGAGAAGAUGAAGACAUCAGACGAGGGCACAGCUGGACAAGAAGUAACAGCCUACGAAGCAAUGUCAUCCCUGGUCAACUACAUCCAGCCCAACAAAUUCAUCUCUUUUGACAAUGCCAGAAAGAAAAACAAGAGUUACGUCAUCUCAUCCUUUGUGGAGACCAAAGGGGAAGCAAUGAUUUCCAAGACUGCUGUUGAAUUUGUCGAAUACAAUAAGAGACAGAUGAGCAGGAUUUACCCCAAAGGAACAAGAAUGGACUCAUCCAAUUACAACCCCCAGCCUUUUUGGAAUGUAGGCUGCCAGAUGGUGGCGCUCAACUACCAGACCAUGGAUUUCCCCAUGCAGCUGAACAUGGCUCUGUUUGAGUUCAACGGGAGAACGGGAUACCUGAUCAAGCACGACGUCAUGCGUCGCGGCGACAAGAAGUUUGACCCUUUUUGUGACAGGAUUGACACCGUUGUGGCAAGCACACUGACCAUAAAGAUCUAUUCGGGUCAGUUCCUGUCUGAGAAGAACGUGAGAACAGGGGUGGAGGUGGAGGUGAUUGGCCUGCCGGGAGACCCCAAAAAGAAAUACCGUACCAAGUGGUCCACCACACCCAACGCCAUUAACCCAGUGUGGAAUGAGGAGCCCUUUGUUUUUGAGAAGAUCCUGCUCCCAGAAAUAGCUGCUCUGAGAAUCGUAGUCCAUGAGGAGAAUGGUAAAUUCUUGGGACACAGGAUCAUCCCACUUGAUGCCAUCCAAUCAGGCUUCCAUCACAUCUGUCUGCGCAGCGAGAGCAACAUGCCGCUCACUCUGCCUGCUCUCUUUGUGUACAUUGAGGUCAAGGACUACAUCCCUGCUGCCUUUGCAGAUUUCACAGACGCCUUAUUCAACCCAACAAAGGGCACAGAGAAGACCACAAAGACCCCGAAGGAGUCAUCAUCCGACUACAUUUCUCCCUAUGAGCUGCCUCUUGUGGUCCAAACCCCCAUGAAUACAGCUAAGGAAACUGAAGCCCCUGUUGCAGAAAAGGCUGCAUCUGAACCUACACCGCCUACACCACCAGAGCCAACUGCAGAAGAAGCUAAAGAAGAGACAGAGAACACAGCAGAUACUCCACAACCUGCAACAGAGUCUGCCCAAACUCCUGGACCUGCUGCUGCUGAAGAUCCAGCCCCAGAUGCAGCAACAUCUGAAACCCUUCCUGAAGCCACUCCUUCUCCUGAGGAGGCUGAACCUGAGAAAGAAGUGGUUCCAGAGCCAGAGGCAGCUCCUGCUUCAGAUGAUAAAGCUGGCACAGAGGAGGGUCCGGGAGAGCCUCCUGCUGCUGUGGUUGUCUCCUGUCCACCUGAGUCUGCAGGAUCAAAUGACUCAGCUCAGACGCCGACACAGAGUGAAGAGCCUUUGACUGUGACCACUGAAGAACUGACACAGCACAAGAACUAUCUGAGGGUCAUCAAGCGUCAGGAGAGAGAGAUGAAGGAAGCUGAAAAGAAGUAUCAGAAAAAAGGAGAGGACCUGAUUCAAAAAUACUCCGACUCCUUCAAGGCCAUCAAGAAGAAGGUUUUGAAAAAAGAGGGAGGGGGAAGCACCUCUGACUCCAGUGAGCAGGUGCAGGAACAGAAGGAAAAAAUGCAGGUUGAGCUGCAAGCUCUUUGGACGGAACAGAGUGAGCAGCUGAAGAAGAAGAAAGAGCAGUCUGCGACAGAGAGACUGGCCAAACUGUUGGAGAUGGCCAUAGAGAGACACACCAGUGAAAUGAAGACCCUGGAGAGUGAAAUCAGAGAAAAUAAGAAGAAAAUGCUCCUUUCAUCCUCAAAGAAAACAAAGCUGAAAAAGGCAAUGAGCACGGAGCUGCUGGAUGAGACUAGUCAGUCUGACAGUGCAUCUUCAGAUAACAACCCACAGCAAGAGGCUCUGAUGAAGAAACAGGCUGCUACACUGGAAGAAAUCAAGACCCUGACAAAUCAGCUCAAUCAGAAGGCCUUGAAGGAGCACGAGCAGAAACUGAGGUCCAUUCCAGGUGAGGUGAAGGACGCUGUUAAUGUCUGUGUGGGUGCCCACUUUCCUGAACUGGUUGACGAGGCUGGAAUGAAGAAAGUGGAGGGAGUCGGCUUCUACGGAGAUGUCUUUCUUGGUUAAAUUUGCCUUUUGAUCCCUGACCCCUCAGUGUAACCUAGUCCUAAUUUUUCAAAAGCUUUUUCUCACUUUUACUUUUUCUUUUUAGCCUAAUAUACAGUCUCAGUAUAACUAUGAAAUAGUAGAUAAUUCAAGGAGCUUUGUGUGAAAUUUCAAUUUAGAUCUAGGUGCUAUUCAUGGAGGCAAUAUUCUUUAGGGACUUUAAAGCCAUAAUGAUGUUUUCAUGGAUGUCACGAAGACCAAAAGUUAGAUGAUUUGGAAAUGAUUUUAAUUUUCCAUUUGACCCCUUAUUUUAGUUGCUUUUCACAAGUCAGGAAAAAAACAACCUAAAUUGGGCUCCUCAGUGACAAAUAACUUUCAGAUGAAGGCCCAUCACUAAAGCCUCACGGUCUCCUUUCUGUUCUCUUAAUGAGCUCAAAAAUGGGAAUAAAUGUAGCAAGAAAAAUGUAGUGGCAAAAAUGGGUUAUUGGAGUCUGGAGGCUGAAUCGAGACAAUGACUCCAUUUGUGACACUUCAGUGCAACUUGAUUUUGCUUGCGUGGUACUCUGUUAAGAGACCGCAAAGCUGAGAAUUGGGUGAGUUGUAACCAUAAAGAAAGUUCUGCAAAAUGAAGAAAAUUAAUUUACAUUGUUACAUAGACAACAAUCCUAUAAAGUCACACAAAGGAAAUACAAAACCAGAAUUACCACCCCACUGCUGUUUACCUCCGCCAAACAAUCAAGUUGCAGUUGACAUCCAUGUCCAUCCAGACUAAUGUAGCGAAGACUUUGAAGGAGUUUAACAAAAAGUAUUAAUAUGGAUGGUUCACCCACCAUCUACAACGCAGUAGCACAGAUCUAUACCAGGGGUGUCCAAACUGUUUCACAAAGGGCCAUGUGGCUGCAGGUUUUUGUUCCAACCAAUUAAGAGCACACAGUUUGACCAAUUAGCUGUCUUAAGACUGAGAUCAGUUGAUUAAAUGAGUCAGGUCUGGUGUGCUGCUGCUUGGUUGGAACAAAAACCUGCAGCCACACCGGCCCUUUGUGGAACAGUUUGGACACCUCUGAUCUAUACAAUCACCACAGUUUCAAGGUGGACACCUGAGAUCAUUGUCACCAACUGCUCAUCCGUCAGAGCCAUCAGUUCAUCCUUGAGUCCAAGUGAAGGUCUUUGCAGUCAGAAUUGUUAUUAUUUUGUCUUGUAAUGAUUAGUUCUUAAUAAACUUUCAACUG